Molecule: messenger RNA, 450 nt
Organism: Nerophis lumbriciformis (worm pipefish)
Lineage: Eukaryota; Metazoa; Chordata; Actinopteri; Syngnathiformes; Syngnathidae
Source: RefSeq, a predicted model, not a curated record
AUGGAGGCAGGCAGAUCGACCGCAAGCUAUGUGCUUUUGCUCUUGCUGUUCGGGCUUUCCAUCUCGCAAUCUGACCGUGAGUGGGAGGGAGACCUUAAGCUCCCACUUUGCAAGCCCAUCUCCAUCAAGCUGUGUUCCGACAUCAAGUACAACGCGACCAUCAUGCCGAACUUGCUGGGCCACAGCACCCAAGAAGACGCGGCGGUGGCGCUUCGCCUCUUUUACCCCUUGUUGGAGGCCCAGUGCUCGGCAGAUCUUAAGUUCUUCCUAUGCUGCGUCUACGCUCCCGUGUGCACGGUUCUUGAGAAAAUUGUCCCCCCUUGCCGGGCUCUGUGUGAAAGUGCAUACUCGGGUUGUGAAGCCAAUAUAACCGCGGGAGGCCUCCAGUGGCCGGAGAAGAUUCGCUGCGACAAGUUCCCGGUGGCUGGAUUGUGUGUCGGAAAAAUCUAG